Zea mays is the source of this 743-nucleotide messenger RNA. RefSeq lists its product as uncharacterized. The transcript has a single exon. NCBI's taxonomy places the organism in Eukaryota, Viridiplantae, Streptophyta, Magnoliopsida, Poales, Poaceae. Gene Ontology annotation, molecular function: enzyme inhibitor activity. The record is from RefSeq and is a predicted model, not a curated record. The coding region runs from base 86 to 649 and encodes 187 amino acids.
CACAGGACUGUUAUACAACUAAUGGACUAUAAGAACCAAAGCUGGUUAAGUUGCCCAUACCACAGAGAGAGCUAAGAAUUUCCCCAUGGCGGCAUCUCUUCAAGCUCUCGCCUGCGCCAUGCUCCUCCUAGCCGUCUCCCCGUCCCCGCUCGCUUGCACGGCCUCCAAGACGCUGCUGCAGGACAGGUGCGAGAGCUACGCGGGUGGCGACAGGAGCAGCUACGACUACUGUGUCCGGACGCUGCGGCGCGACAACAAGAGCGCCACCGCCGACGAGCUGGGCCUCGCCGUGAUCGCGGCGAGGAUGGCCAGGGCGACGGCCAAGGCCACCGGAGUCAAGAUCGCCUGGCUGCGGGCCAACGAGACGGUCCCGGUGCGGCGUGACUGCCUGGCCGCGUGCGCCAGAGAGUACGCCGCCGCCGUGCGCCGGCUCGGGCACGCCGCGUCGGCCGCACGGGCCGGGAAGCUGCAGCACGCGCAGACGCUGCUCGCGGAGGCCACGGGCACCCCCGCGCUCUGCGACGCCGCGUUCGCCGCCGCCCGGCAGGACUCGCCGCUGGCUGACGCCGACCUCGGCCUCGACGACCAGAUCGAGUUGGCGAUCGCCAUCUUGCCGGCGCCGCGGCCGUCGCUGCCGGCUAGGACGUGAUGUGAACUAUAUGUAUAAAGCGCUGUUCAUCGGGCGCGCUAUUUUUUUUGGUAUGGAUUGGAGCAAUAAAAUAAUUGACAUGAUGUUAUUGUUC